Messenger RNA from Clunio marinus, 216 nucleotides. The record is from the annotation of a GenBank genome assembly. Lineage: Eukaryota; Metazoa; Arthropoda; Insecta; Diptera; Chironomidae.
AUGCUGGUGAUUUGUAAGACUGCUAUUGUUCGAAUGUGUCGUCCCAAACCUGCUGAGAGUAUUUCCGCUUCUGGUUUAGCGACGGUAUUUUGUGGUGAAGCAGGCUUUCAGCUUUGGCUUUUGGCGGCCGACAUUGAUGUGAGAAGCAACCCAUUUGGGCGUGACACUUCCAAAGCAUGGAGACAUCGAGAUUCAUCCUUGAACUAUAAACCUUAA